Lineus longissimus is the source of this 606-nucleotide messenger RNA. RefSeq lists its product as uncharacterized. The coding region runs from base 1 to 606 and encodes 201 amino acids. NCBI's taxonomy places the organism in Eukaryota, Metazoa, Nemertea, Pilidiophora, Heteronemertea, Lineidae. The transcript has a single exon. The record is from RefSeq and is a predicted model, not a curated record.
AUGGAACAUGAACUCUCGCUGAAGGGAGAGACAGUUUAUAUCCAGGAACCAACCAACCAGGAUACAGGGAAUGAACCGCAAUGCGCCACUGCGCCACUGCAUCACGAAUACGUCACUGCGCCACUGUACCACGAAUACGCCACUGCGCCACUGCGCCACUACCACGAAUACGCCACUGCGCCACUGCACCACGAAUACGCCACUGCGUCACUGCGCCACUGUACCACGAAUACGCCACUGCGCCACUGCGCCACUGCGCCAAUGCAUCACGAAUACGUCACUGCGCCACUGUACCACGAAUACGCCACUGCGCCACUGCGCCACUGCGCCACUGCACCACGAAUACGCCACUGCGCCACUGCGCCACUGCAUCACGAAUACGUCACUGCGCCACUGUGCCACUGCACCACGAAUACGCCACCAAUCAGGAGGCCAGCAGCGUACUGCAAUGCACCGAGGCAAUGCGCAAAAUACGCCACCAAUCAUAAGGCCAGCAGCGUACCGCAAUGCGCCGGGCAAUGCCGCAGUCAGUUCAAAUCCUCUCACCUGUACACAUUUGGGUCCUGCAUAGAGCCUACCUGUCCGUUUAGGAAUAGUGCAAGGUGA